AUGAGUGCGCCUCCACGUGAUUGGAAAGCUGAAGCAGCAGAGAAACGGAGACAGCGUGAACGUGAAACUGAUGUGGAGCGUCGGUGGCAAGAAGUGAUGGAUAAAGAUGGUGAAGGUGCUCCCGAGUGGUUGAAAGAGGCAGCGCUGAAAAAGAAAGCUCAACAGGAUAAAGAAGUUGGUGUUGCACCAUGGCUUAAGGAAGUGCGGAGAACAAACAAGGAUUUAGCACGUAAAAUAUCGGAUGUAUAUCAAGCUGAACGAGAGGCCAACGAGGCCCCUGCCCCUGCUCCACCACCGGUUACGCCAAAAGUGAUUGAAAAUGGAGCGAACUAG
This is a messenger RNA of Echinostoma caproni, 333 nucleotides long. NCBI's taxonomy places the organism in Eukaryota, Metazoa, Platyhelminthes, Trematoda, Plagiorchiida, Echinostomatidae. The record is from the annotation of a GenBank genome assembly.